Messenger RNA from Sclerotinia trifoliorum, 2192 nucleotides. The record is from the annotation of a GenBank genome assembly. Lineage: Eukaryota; Fungi; Ascomycota; Leotiomycetes; Helotiales; Sclerotiniaceae.
CUGCUAUUUGUUUUCUUAGUGCUAAAUCUAAAGAACGUCAUGAAGCUUAAUUUGAGUGAAGGGGCCAAGACAGCAAAAUAUAGUGGGAAGGUAGUUCAAACAACACAUCAGCCAAUCGAUUCAAAGUUUGAACCCAGUCCUCAAUUUUCUCCCUAGGUAUUCCAAUUCGAAUCAAAUAGGUAAGAUGAAGAUAUAAAUACAUGAUAUGCAGCUGCAAGGAUCCAAAUCUUUUGAAUCUUUGUUCUUCAUACUACGCCGCUCCCGCUUCAGCAAAUCUCCACCAUAUAAGACACUUUUCCCACAGCUUUUCGAGCUUCAAGCUCCCCGUUAAUAAUGGACUCAUCAUCAUCAGAAGUUAAUGAGAUCAAUGUGAUCACCCUCAAUUGCUGGGGUCUCAAGUUUCUUUCUGAUUUGCGGAAUGAACGUCUGACAGAGAUUGGGAAGGCCAUUGGGUCUGCGAGUCCUACACCUCACAUAGUCGGUCUACAAGAGUGCUGGACACAGCAAGACUACAAGAGUAUACGAAAUGAAACGAAGCAUAUUCUGCCUUAUGGGAAGUUCUAUCACAGUGGAAUAUUUGGAGGAGGAUUGGCAAUACUGUCCAAAUGGCCAAUAGAGGAGAGCUCGAUGUUCAGAUAUCCCCUAAAUGGAAGACCUACAGCGUUCUUUCGAGGCGACUGGUUCGUCGGAAAGGGUGUUGCUGGCGCGAGAAUACGAUAUGGACAAGGUGCAAAAGAUAUUGUAGAAGUCUUCACAACACAUGUCAGUACUUUGAAGCUUUUUCACUUGCCAAAGCUGACAUACAUAGCUCCACGCGCCUUACGAAACGGAACCGCACGAUUCUUAUAUCUGCCAUAGGACAGCACAAGCAUGGGAAAUAGCAAAACUUAUGAGAGGUGCCGUAGAGCGUGGACAUCUAGUUCUAGGCCUCGGUGAUUUCAACAUGAUACCAUUAUCGCUCGCUCAUCGACUGAUCAGUACACACUCGCCUGCUCGUGAUGUCUGGAUGGUUCUGCAUCCUGAUUGCUCCAUUGGUGCAGCAAUCGAUGAAGUCGAAAAAGCUCGACACCGUCCAAUACCAACUGCAGAGUUCAACCUACAUGAAAAUGGUGCUACGUGCGAUAGUGUAUUGAAUACAUGGCGGUGGAAUAAAGGUCAACAAAAACGCCUCGGACCAAAUAGACCAGAGAUCGAGAUUCCCGGCGAUACACCUGAUCCUCGAGCCAAACGACUUGACUAUAUUUUCGCCAACACAUGCUUCGAUGAAAGUAAUCCAUCAGCAGGAGGAUGGAUUGUAAAAAAUGCACGUGUUGGUAUGCUCCAACGACAUUCUAAGUAUCAAUGCUCAUUGAGCGAUCACUUCUCCGUCGAAGCAACAUUAAUACACACAAAAUAUUCUUCACCUGCCGAGCAAACCAUGAAAAAUAAAUCAGCUGUGUCUAGCGGAGUUUACCUGCACACCGCCACCUCAGAAUCUCACCUCAUUAGUGCACACAAUCAGUUAAAACCACCAUCUUCCCCGCCUCACUUACCAAUCUCCACAUACGAUGAAAUCAUCGCCAUGAUUCAUAAAUACCGUCUUCGAGAGCGUCGCCAACGACGCCUUCGUCUAGGUCAUUUUGUCGCUUCCGUUUUCAUAAGCAUCGGCUGUUUUAUAGCCGUAUGGUGGAGUCCACGCAAUUUCGUUGCAUUUCUACUCAUGUUGUUAUCAACUUUAGGGUUAGGCGCUGGCAUUAUUGAUGGAUUGAUUGGAGGUCUGUUUGUGGGGAGUGAAAUUAGAGCACUUAAGGAGUUUGAGUGGGAGAUUAGUAAUGCAAGGGCCGCGGCUAAUGGAGAAUCGCAUGUUUUGGAAGAGGAGGGUAUUCAGGAUUGGUAGUCUCUUUCCCGUGAGGAACGUAAUGCGUAAUUUGAAGAGAGCUCGCCCAGAGUAUCGUAGAUGGAUCAUCACUUGCUGGUUAUGUUUGUAUUUGCUUGCUAUAUUUUAGUGUCGUAAUGCUGUCAUGGAAUUGCAUUAUACCCAAAACUAGUGUUUCUGCAAGCCUUGCUUCUUCUUUCUUUUCUGCAUCAAUGUUAAAAGCCGCAUUUUCAUCAAUCAGUGCAUUUUAGGUUUAACAUAUUACAUGCUUUUACUUGUGGUCAUAUCAUGGAUAGUAGUUGAAAUUAUCGGCAAUUCUGAUGUCAUUGCUCUUUCC